CCUCCACAGCUCUCACACUUGUGCUGUUCUUUCACUCUCAUCAGAUAUGCAAUGUCUCACCAUCACAUGAAGAUCACACUUGAGUUGCCCACUUUAACUAAGAUAACAGCCACAUCUGUAUUUCAUAUCAGCGGACGAUAAAUGUCUUCAUCAACGUCUUAUUUGGAGUUUUUUUGUUUGAGAGGAGGUGUUUAACUUUUUUUUGGGGGGGGGAGUUCAGUACUUUUGGACCACAUUGAAGCUGCAUGCAGUGGCUGUAGCAGCUCAGGAGCGAUGUCAUCUCUACUUUCUCACAACAAAGAUCAGCCACGCAUCAGAAAAACACUUUCUGACUCUUCUCCUGCUUCUUCCACUGCUACCAAGAGCCUGAGGCAUGAGAGACUGUCCAGAUUGAGCUCGUCUGGAUCAUCUGAUGCUUCCAACGACAAAGCAACAAACCACGCUGAAUCUUACUUCUUGCAGAGGGAGAACAGACUGUCUGCAAGGAAAAAGGCAGAAGAAGAGACAGCAAACAAUGACUAUAAAAAGAUGUAUGAAAAGGCACUGGCCACCAACCAAAGGCUCAAGUCCAGGCUGGAAACAAGUAAACAGGAACUUGUUGUGAUUCAGGACCAGCUGCAGAGAGCUCAGAAGGGGAGACCAGGCGAUUGCGGAUCCAACAUGCUCGAGACAGAAAAAAAGGAGAGUUGGAGUCUUAAAAAGAGGAUAACAGAUAUGGAAGAACAGCUGAAGGUUAAAGCAGAGCUUAAGACGGAGAACCAGAGACUGAAGGAUGAAAAUGGAGCUUUAAUCCGUGUCAUCACUAAACUAUCCAAGUGAGACUGGACACAGGGAGGAGAGAAAAAGAAGGAUGACAAAUACCUUGAAGCCAUAUUUAUACCUACACUGUGUAUGCGUCUUUUUACAUUCAUACUAUCCUCAGAAAGAAUGUAUGUACAUAGUUUUCAGUCGUUUUGGAAACUUGAGUCCAUUCUUUUGUUUUUGUUGAGAUGUGUUUAUAAGGCAGGCUGCUUCCCUGUUGUCUGUUGAGUGAUUGACUGUAUUUAAAAAAAAAAAAAGGGACACAUU
Molecule: messenger RNA, 1068 nt
Organism: Seriola dumerili (greater amberjack)
Lineage: Eukaryota; Metazoa; Chordata; Actinopteri; Carangiformes; Carangidae
Product: protein phosphatase 1 regulatory subunit 12B-like
Exons: 7
Coding region: 274-819 (181 amino acids)
Cellular component (GO): cytoplasm
Molecular function (GO): enzyme inhibitor activity; phosphatase regulator activity; protein kinase binding
Source: RefSeq, a predicted model, not a curated record